Penaeus monodon (black tiger shrimp) is the source of this 759-nucleotide messenger RNA. RefSeq names its product glycine-rich cell wall structural protein 1.8-like. Bases 1 to 759 code for a protein of 252 amino acids. The transcript has a single exon. The record is from RefSeq and is a predicted model, not a curated record. NCBI's taxonomy places the organism in Eukaryota, Metazoa, Arthropoda, Malacostraca, Decapoda, Penaeidae.
AUGCCCUCGGCUGCACCUGUCCGUACGGGCAGGAGGGCUGCGGCUGCCGCUGUCCGAGGCAGAGGCUGUUACGUGGGCGUGAAGGGAGCUGCGGGGGACCACCCAGGCGUUCGGGCAGGAAGAGCGCGGCGGGUCGGAGGGGGUGUUUUGGAUGCUGCGGAUGGUCGUGGCGGGUGCGCUCGGGGCGGCUGGGGUGGAUGGUGGUGUGUGGUGCAGGGGAUGGAGUGGGGUGAGGGAGGCGGCGGCGGUCGGCGGAGGCGGUCGCCUAAGUCGCAGUCUUAUGCGGAGGCGGCGGGCGGGGGUCCGGGAAAGGGGGAGGAGUCGGCGGACGAGGCGGCGGCAGGUUUCCCGGAGUCGGCGUGCUUGAGGAUCCCCGCUGGAGGCGGAGCUGGUCGAGGGGAUGCCGCUGAUAGGAGCCGGACGGAGGCGGAUAUCUGCUGCACGAUGCGGCAGCCGUCUUUCGGGGGCGGAGGCGGCGGGAGGCGGGGCCGCGAGUCGGCGGAGGAGGAAGACAAGCGGUACGGCGGCGGCGGCGUCAGCCGCGAGCCGAUGCAAGCGGAGGCGUUCAGUAGCCCGGCGUCGGUGGGUAGGGAUGUCGUCGUCGGCUGGCUGAUGCUGGCGGUGAUUUCGGCUCUGGGCAGGAUGCUGGUCGUGAGGGAGGAGCCGGAUGGCGGUGUGAGGACGGGUGAGGGCGGCGCCGUAGGGCGGGGGGGUCCAGGCGUCAUGUCUGCUGCGGAGUCGGGUCCGGCUCCUGUCUGA